UUCCUGUCCACCCCCGGUGACCAGUCGGGGCCGAAGUUGACCCCAUUCUCUACCGAAUCUGGGGAAUGAGGAGGAAUCAUCAGGACAGAAUCCGGACAGUCCAGCGCUCCCCUAGCCCCACCCCGGGAGUCCUUGGCGCGCGGCAGCUGCGGUACGCGGCGGGUGCCUCACACCUGCCAGCGUCUUCUCCACCCCAAGUUGUGAGGCCAAGACUCCCCAGUCCCGGAAGGCGUCCGACACCUGCUGCAGUCGUGCGUCUCCCCGCAGCUGCGGGCCUGCGCGUCCCGGUGCCGAGAGGGCCAAGACCAGAGCAGAAAGGUUAGGAUCCAGCCAUACCUCAAUGGAGCCCAGGGGCAUCUUGAAGGCAUUUCCCAAGCGGAAGAAAGUUCACACCAACCCAUCAUCAAAAGCUCUUGCAAAGAUUCCUAAGACGGAAGACAGAGUAGAAGCAGGAGAGUGGCUGAGCUCCGUGCGGGUGCACGUUGUGCCCACCGGCAUUGGGAGAGCCCGGGCAGAACUCUUUGAGAAGCAGAUUGUCCAGCAUGGUGGCCAGAUAUGCCCUGCUCAGGCCCCAGGGGUCACUCACAUUGUGGUGGAUGAAGGCAUGGACUGUGAGCGAGCCCUCCGCCUCCUUAGACUGCCCCAGCUGCCCCCAGGUGCUCAGCUGGUGAAGUCAGCCUGGCUGAGCUUGUGCCUGCAGGAGAGAAGGCUGGUGGACACAGCAGGAUUCGGCAUCUUCACCCCCAAGAGGUACCUGGAUGAAGCACAGCUCAGCAAGGCAGACCAACUCUCUUUUACACCUCCUGGAGCCGGUGAGGCUCAGCCCAGGACAGCCCUGUCUCCUUCCCGACCUCCCACCAGACCUAUAUCUCCUGCCUGGAGGGCAGAGGCAGUUGCAAGCAUCCAAGCCCAGACCAGCUCUGAUGGUGAAACCAGUGAUGGGGAAGAGACCCAAGUUAGCGGUGCUGAUCUGGAAGCCCUGAUCAGCGGCCGCUACCCCAACCCCUUUGAGGGAGAUGGUGAGCCUAGCCCAGCCCCCAAGGGCCUGGAUAAGUGGGUCUGUGCACAGCCUUCGAGCCAGAAGGCAAUCAACCACAACCCCCAUAUCACAGAGAAGCUGGAAGUAUUGGCCAAAGCCUACAGUGUUCAGGGAGACAAGUGGAGGGCCCUGGGCUAUGCCAAGGCCAUCAAUGCCCUGAAGAGCUUCCACAAGCCUGUCACCUCCUACCAGGAGGCCUUUGGCAUACCUGGGAUUGGAAAGCGGAUGGCUGAGAAGAUUGUCGAGAUCCUGGAGAGUGGGCAUCUGCGGAAGCUGGACCACAUCAAUGAAAGCGUGCCUGUCUUAGAGCUCUUCUCCAACAUCUGGGGAGCUGGAACCAAGACUGCCCAGAUGUGGUACCAUCAGGUCACACCCUGUCCUAGCCCCUACUUCAGUUUUACGGGUUUCCGGAGCUUAGAAGACAUCCAAAACCAGGCCUGUCUGACUACCCAGCAGGCCAUUGGCCUGAAGCAUUAUGAUGACUUCCUAGACCGCAUGCCCAGGGAGGAGGCUGCAGAGAUUGAGCAGACAGUCCGGGAAGCAGCUCAGGCCUUCAACCCCGGGCUGCUGUGCGUGGCAUGUGGUUCAUACCGACGGGGAAAGGCAACCUGUGGUGAUGUGGACGUGCUGCUCACCCACCCGGAUGGCCGCUCUCACCAGGGCAUCUUCAGCUGCCUCUUGGACAGCCUCCGGCAGCAAGGGUUCCUGACGGAUGACCUGGUGAGCCACGAGGAGAAUGGCCAGCAGCAGAAGUACCUGGGUGUGUGCCAGCUCCCGGGGCCAGGGCGGCGGCACCGACGACUGGACAUCAUCGUCGUUCCCUACAGCGAGUUCGCUUGUGCCCUGCUCUACUUCACCGGCUCUGCCCACUUCAACCGCUCCAUGCGGGCUCUGGCCAAGACCAAGGGCAUGAGCUUGUCAGAGCAUGCCCUCAGCACAGCUGUGGUCCGCAAUGCCCAAGGCCACAAGGUGGGCUCUGGCCAAGUGCUGCCCACCCCCACUGAGAAGGAUGUGUUCAGGAUCUUAGGCCUGCCCUACCGAGAACCCGCUGAGCGGGACUGGUGACCCGGCUGCCCCUCCUGGCCAUUCAGCCAGCCUCAGCGGGCUGAACCUCACUGCGUCAACCACUGGCUCCUCUGGGCUUGAUGGGAAGAGUCAGCCUGACUCCCAGGGCUGCCUGGCCCUCUCUGCAGCAGGGUCAGGUGUUACCCUGUCUACCUCACCAUUGCCCCUGAAGAAUUGUGCACAUGGCCCCCUGCCCCAUUUUAGGCAGGAACUGGUACCUGGAUUGGGGCCAGCUUCCUGCUUUGGAGGCCCAGGCAUCCCCACUUCUCUACCCCAAGGAGGGUCUAGCUGCUGGGGGUGGGAUGGGGGCUGCAGGGGAGAGGCAUAUUGCUUUGGUCCAGCAUCACCCAAGACCCUUCAGAGCAAACGAGCCGCUCCAGAAGUGCUUCCUCCACCUACCUCCCUUGCAGUGCAGCUAUAAGUGUGGGGAGUGGGCACCCCAGGAUCAAUGAGGACAGUGUUUGAAGGCCCAGGGGCCCGAUAAAGUGCACUUAACAUUCA
Messenger RNA from Odocoileus virginianus texanus, 2605 nucleotides. It is a transcript of the gene POLL, whose product is annotated as DNA polymerase lambda. Lineage: Eukaryota; Metazoa; Chordata; Mammalia; Artiodactyla; Cervidae. The record is from RefSeq and is a predicted model, not a curated record. Gene Ontology annotation, cellular component: nucleus. Gene Ontology annotation, biological process: double-strand break repair via nonhomologous end joining. Gene Ontology annotation, molecular function: DNA binding; DNA-directed DNA polymerase activity.